Plectropomus leopardus (leopard coralgrouper) is the source of this 1389-nucleotide messenger RNA. RefSeq lists its product as uncharacterized. The record is from RefSeq and is a predicted model, not a curated record. Lineage: Eukaryota; Metazoa; Chordata; Actinopteri; Perciformes; Serranidae.
GUUACAGUACACAACAAAAUCACACAUUUCACCUGCGUGCUCAGCUGUUUACAGACUUGUCGGCACAGCACAAACUUUUUGGAGGAAGGACCACAAUGCGCAAUUACGCACGGGACUGAAGGAAUUUAACGAGCAGCGUCUCUUUUUGUUUCUCCUCCAGGGGAUUCGCUGCCCACAGUUUUGAGUUCUCUCCAUUUACAGAGACGAUAUCUAUGCACGACGUCAUCAGUGCAGCUCAAGCCUCUCCUCACCUCCUGACUCUGAAGGUAACUAUACAGUCCUCUAUGUGCACAGGACAGGAUGGGAUGCUCCACCAGUUCCCAAACUUCAGCGGUAGAUACGACUCGACCCAGUGCAAAGCCCGAGGAGAGCAACGGAGCCAGCACAACAGGGGUGGCAAAUGAGAAUGGCAAAGUAGCCGAGGACAGCGAAACUAUUCCGGACCAGACACCCGCUGGGGGUGGCGAUGCUAAACCUGCAGAGGAACCUGCUGCAGCUGCAGCAUCUGCAGACACCACCGCUGCUGCUGCACCACCUGCAGGGGAGGAGCCUCAGCCACCCGCAGCCAGUUCACCUACAGAGGCAGCAGCAGAAAGCACCACAGAGACAGAAGCAAACUCCUCAGAGCCUGCAGCUUCGGAGCAAGAAAAUGCAGAGGCCACCGCCACUGAUUCAGAGCCCAAAACAGAGGAGGCACCAGCCCCCAGCGAGUGAAGUGAAACAUGAACGACUGCAUGGAUGAGUUUGUUGGAAGUGUCUUACCUUGUUUGUAUGUUCGUCUGAAAGCAUGUGUAGGUGUGUGUUUGUGUGUGAAAGACUUCACCUUGUUGCCAAGAUGCAGAUCCCUGUGAUAAACCCCUUUCAGUCAGGGUUCCUCAGUCAUCACUGUGCCUUCUUCUCCUCAUGAUGGUGUGUGGCUGCAAUUUCUGCUCGCAAACUGCAUAUAGACAGACAUCUAAGGCACUUCGUGUUUGUUUUCAGAGGAUGUCCUCAUUUCAGGAUAAAUUAAAUGAUAAAUUGUCUUUUAAAUUUCUAUGUAUUACCUGUAUGGAAAAUGAUGAUAGCAGGUUUUCUUGAUUUAACCUAAGAGUUCAUUCUGUACUUUUCUACAAAAUUAUAAUUCUAAGGAAACCAAAGCCAAAGUUUAUUUGAUUUUUAAAAUUAUAUUAUUUUUGGGUAGCUGGCUUUGAUUUUACAACCAUGUUUGUAAUGAAUAUGAAAAGCUGAGACUGUCAACAUUAAUAUAAGAGCACGAAUGAGAUAAAAGUAUAUGAGACCUUUUUUUUUUUUUGCUUCUGAUGUGUCAUUUUUUCUCUCUGGGAAGACGACCUGAAAUCUGUAAUAAGCUAUGAGCAGUCAAAAAAUUAAAAGGCUACCUUAAAAAAAUGA